Dermacentor silvarum is the source of this 1494-nucleotide messenger RNA. RefSeq lists its product as uncharacterized. Bases 234 to 1007 code for a protein of 257 amino acids. The transcript is spliced from 6 exons. The record is from RefSeq and is a predicted model, not a curated record. Gene Ontology annotation, biological process: regulation of transcription by RNA polymerase II. NCBI's taxonomy places the organism in Eukaryota, Metazoa, Arthropoda, Arachnida, Ixodida, Ixodidae. Gene Ontology annotation, cellular component: nucleus; transcription regulator complex.
CUCGUUCACACCGGAGGCGGAGCGGCAAAGCGGCCAAGCGGCUAAGCGGCAAAGCGGGGAAAACCUCCUCUCCAGGCGGCGAAAAACGGGCGGAAAACGAGGCGGCUAGUCCGAUCGCCCCCGGACCGAUUUUUUGCCGCCCGCCCAAGCUCGCCGCUUUGCCGCAGCCAAUCAAAACGCACUGCGGCGGUGGCGCUGAUGUAUAUCCUUGACGUACACAUGCGGUUGAAAUAAUGCAAAUGGCGUCCAUCAUGUCUGAGCAAACGGCUGUGUUCUGUGCGGAGCUUUUAUUAGAUGCUAUUAAGCAGUACCCGGUGCUUUACGACAAGUCGCUGCCUCGCUACAAGGAAGUAGAGUACAAAAAGGAGCUAUGGAUGAAGAUUGCAGCGGAUUUGGGUGUGACUGCUACAACUUGCCAGACAAAGUUUAAAAACUUAAAAGACACCUUCACAAAACUGAAAACCAAAAUCAAGGACAAAAGCAAAAGUGGGGCCGGAGCCAAGGACAUUCCCUCCGUUAAGUGGAAGCAUUUUGAGGCGAUGCUGCCAAUAAUGGAGAAAGUGUACGAGGAGCCCAUCAUAUGCAGCAACAUCACUUUUGAGCAGACCAGAGGGGCAGAAUGUCACUCUGAGGAACCUGCCACAAGCAAAGACAACGUCGAAGACGAGUUUUUGUGGAACGACAUCUUUGAAGAUGAUGCAGUGGACCUGGAGAAGUGUGGCAGCAGCUCAUCCGAGAGAAGUGGUCGUCGAGCUGCAACGACUGACAGUUCUGAAAUACCACCAGAGACUGAUACAGUAGAAACAGAAGUGGAGGAGGCGAACAAAAGGCAAGGACAGUGUUGUUGUUGCUGCACAUGGUGUGUUCAAACAAUGGGAAAUGCAUUGAUUAAUUUAAGUUUUUCAACAGUGCAUCAAGGUCACAGAAGUCACGUCGAACAUCAAGAAACCGAAAGACGCCUUCUGAACAAACACCAACAUCUAUGGACGUGGCAGUCGAAUGUCUGAGCCACAUUAAAACGUCGCGGGAAAACCGAGACCAACAAAAAGAUGUCCUCUACCAUUUUGGACUUACGAUAGUUGGAAUGCUCCGUACAUUGUCUUUAAACGACCAGUUUGAUACAAUGAAUGCAGUACAAAAUUUAGUGUACAAUAAAGUGAAGGAGGCCAGGGAGCGAGAAAAUUCAGAAUGACUGGACUGCCAAUAAUGCCAAAAUUUUGUGUUUUCAUAAUAAAAAUUCGUGUUGGUUGACAUGACUUCGGAUGGUUUCGCCUGUUUGUUUUUCCUUAUAUUUGUGUCGAAAAUGCAUUGUUUGCAUGUUUGUAUACAGAUAUGCAUAGUUCGAACCGAAUUUCCAUUUGGUACGCACUUAUUAAGUAUAGGCAGCGGAAAGGCAACGUUAGAAAAUAGCUUGGUAAUUUGUAUCACACUGUUUACACUUCUUUGGUAGUACUUUUGUACCGUGAUAUUGUCCAAGCUGUGGAAAUAAAGCAU